CAUGUUGUGGUUUAAUUUUUUAAAUUUUAUUUUCCUUUGUUUUUGGGUAUAUAAAUGGUAGUUUACAUGUAUGGUAAUGAAUUUAACUGAGCAAAAAUUGAACCACAACAUGCACAUUAAUCUUGGUUUCUUUUAAUGAAGGUUAACAUAGGACAAAUGACUGUAAUGAUUGCUUCUGCAGGAACAAAAUGGGUGAAGGUAUACCAGAUGGAGAUGCUACAAAAGGAGCCAAGAUCUUUAAGACAAAAUGUGCACAGUGCCACACUGUAGAAGCAGUAAGGAAUUUUUAUGAUAUGAUUGGCUUCUUAAUGUUCAAUCUUCCUCUUCUAAACCAAGGCUCGAACUGUUUCAAAUUCCUAGAAAACAAUAAAUAAAUGUAAUCUGUCAAAAUAAUUUACUAGACACAAUAAUAAGUUAUACUAUACCAUACCCCAUCAGAACAGCAAGAAGGUGUUUUUUAGUUUUUCAGAAAAAGAGAUUUAGAAGUCUUUUUUAAUCUCAUAAAAGUGUUGCAGAUCUACUCAGUUCUAAAAUAACUCUUAAACUGCCACCCCUUGACGUGUGCGGACCCAUUCUCCGUGCUCGUCUGUGAUGCAUAUUAAUUUUGUGCUUCAGAAAAGUCCCUGAAAAUGUUUUUCUUGUGAGCACACUUUGGCUUGCUCCCUUUUUUACAUCCACCGAUGAAAUGUGCUGUCAUACUUUAUUAUUUUGGUGUCUGUCAUGAAUGUGCCCACUUACAUGUACAAAACAAAAAUAAACUCUUAAACACAGCCAGAUUCAGGCCUCAUAUAAUGAAAUAAUUAGUGAUAAUGGAAUGUCACAUUAGAAUUAACCAUAUUCAGAUGUGUAAGCAAGCCUUACCUAAGUAUGGUAUUGAUUUAUGUCAUAUCUUAGCUUAUCUCCUGGUUAGUAAUCACUGUUGCCGUUGAUUUUGUAGGGUGGUAAACACAAAACAGGGCCCAACCUUCAUGGCCUGUUUGGACGCAAGACAGGACAGGCUGCAGGUUUCUCAUACACAGAUUCCAAUAAGAACAAAGGCAUUACUUGGGGACCUGAUACAUUGUGGAUUUACCUGGAAAACCCAAAGAAGUACAUUCCUGGUAUGUGACAAAACUGUGUUCUUUACAUGUACCUUUACCGAACGCUCUAGAAUUCUAAACAUAGAUAGUGCUCCUGUUCUUAAAACAAAGGUGAUUGGAAUUCACUGUACCACUGAUUUGCGUAGGCAUUUUCAGUACAUCCACUUGAUAGAUCCAACUUAUGCAAGGGUAGAAAUAUCCAUGUAAUAGUGACACCUUAAAUUUGUACUCUAAAGUUGAUAAUACCCUCAGGGCUGUCACCAAGGGCCAGUGGUUCUUUCCAGCUACCAUAGUACAGUUGACCCCCAGAUACUUUUACGGGAAACAAAAGGAAAGAAGAACCUAAAGCACAUUCUUAAUGGUUUAUUUUCCUGCCAACUUUGAAAUUAUUCUUAGUGACAGCCUUGACCUGCAUCAAGUUGGUACCUUACAUAAUCUUAAAGGUGCAUUAUCUAGAACAAAUGAACCAUUAUUAUUUCACUGGCAUGGAUACUAUGGACCAGUUACCCAUCCACUAUUCACUUGCAUGUAUGUGAAUUUCUAAUCUUCAAUUUUCUUUUUAGGUACCAAGAUGGUCUUUGCAGGCCUUAAGAAGAAAAAUGAAAGAGCAGGUAUGCUAAAAAACCACUUAAUUAAUGAGGGGAUGCCUGGAAAAAGUCCCGUGUGAAUUCUGGAUUAAGUGCGAGGUUUUCCUCAAAAAUUCCCUUUACUUUCUUUCAAGACGAAUAAGAGAAUAAAUUGUUAUUUGAAAUUAGCUCAAGAGUCACUUGAGGCUUGAAUCCACAGUGCACCUGCUCAUACAUGGCUGUAUAGUCUACUCUAUUGAUAGUUUUCAAAAUUGAGGGAUUUUGCAGUGAAACUAGAUGUCUUUUCUUUUUUUCCCAGAUCUCAUUGCUUAUUUGAAGGAGGCCACAAGCUGA
Porites lobata is the source of this 1999-nucleotide messenger RNA. NCBI's taxonomy places the organism in Eukaryota, Metazoa, Cnidaria, Anthozoa, Scleractinia, Poritidae. The record is from the annotation of a GenBank genome assembly.